AUGAACAACCUGGAGCUCAACUCUCUCAAGACAGUGGAGAUGAUAGUGGAUUUCAGGAAGGACCCAGCCCCCCUCCCCUCUGUCAUCCUCUGUGACUCUCGGGUGAUGUCUGUCGAGUCCUUCCGCUUCCUGGGCACCACCAUCACCCAGGAGCUCAAGUGGGAGCAGAACAUCAUGUCCCUCACCAAGAAGGCUCAGCAGAGGAUGUAUUUCCUGCGGCAGCUGAAGAAGUUUCUCCUCCAUUCAAAGAUAUUGGUGAACUUCUACACUGCCAUCAUCGAAUCUAUCCUCACAUCCCCCAUCACAGUCUGGUUUGCCGGAGCUACAGCCAGGGACAAGGCCAAGCUGCAGUGUGUCAUCCACUCUGCUGAGAAGGUGAUUGGCUGCAGUCUCCCAUCUCUCCAGGAGCUGUGCAUCUCCAGGACCCGGAGACGUGCAGCCAAGAUCGCAGCCAAACCCCUCUCAUCCGGGAAAAGAACUCUAUCAGUCCCUCCCCUUUGGCAAGAGGCUCCGGUCCAUCAGGACCAGGACCUCACACCACAAGAACAGUUUCUUCCCCACUGCAGUCAGCCUGCUGAACAAGUUGAAAUGCUUAAUAUAAAAAGCUUAAUCUACCAAAACUAUCAAAAGCCAGAGAUAGAGGAGCAGUCAUUUACAGCAUUGGAGAAGGAGUUCCAGGAUGUAUUGGAUGAACUGGUAGAACAUGGAGAAGAAUGGAAGCAUAUGGAGAAGUUCAAAUUGAAAUAUGAAAAGGUCAUCACUGCCCUGAAGAAGUCACACGAGAAUGAAAAAAGGCUGAUGACAAGGUGCCAAGCGCUGAAUGCAGAGAUAAGCUCCAGCUCUGUCCAAGUGGAGACGGCGCUGAAGCUCUCUCAUGAAGACCAGGCCACCAUUAGGUCACUAAAAAAGGAAAUCGAGAAGGCUUGGGAAAUGGUGGAUGAGGCCAGUGAAAAGGAGAAGGAGACUAAAGAAACAAUGUGGAAUCUACGGGAGCAAAUAAACACCCUGACUGAAAUUGUUGCGGAAAGAGCACGCACAGCUGAAGAGGAGACCAGGGACAGUCUAUUGAAAAUCAAGGAGCAGCUGACGGCUGAGAGAGACAAGCUGCUCUCAGAGCUGGUGACUCUUCGAGAGAGUUAUGAAACGACCAGAACUAAGCGAUAUGAGGCUGAGGAGGCGAAUAUGAAGGCCAAGAAAGCCAUCUCACAGCUGCAGCAAGAAGUCAAGGUGCAUCAGAAGGAGUGCAAGAAGGAAACCCGUCAGAAACAGAAGUUGGAGAAGGAUCUGAAAGAGCUUUAUACAGACGUUGAAGCUCAGAAGGAGGAAAUUGAAAUGCUAAACGCACAAUGCCAGCGUGGCAAUGAUGAGCAGCAGAGGCUGGAGCAGCAGCUCCAUGAGCAAAAGAUUCUGACCGAGAAAGUCUCUAAGGAGCUGGAGCAGCUGCAAGUGCGCAACACUGGACUCCAGCAGGAGAAGGACCAGAACCUGCUCAGAUUAGAGCAGCUCACCGAUGAAAAUAGCCAACAAGCCAUUAAACUGAAGCUGGAGAGAGAGAAGGUGAAUCAGAUGAAGCAGGAGAUUGCUAAGAUUGUUAAGAUAAGGGAGGCCACUCAGAAGAAGCUACGUCUGAUGGAGGACCAGAAACUGGAGGUGGAACAGCAGCGAGAGACACUAAAGAACCAGAUCACAGGCCUGGAGAAAGAAAUGGUGAUGGCCCAAAAACAGAAAGAGAGUGACAAGAAGAAAAUAGAUGAACUGAUGCGAGAGAAUCGCAUGCUGAAAAGGAAUAUGAUCAAGGCAACAAAAGUCACUGAGCAGCAGACACACUUGGUGAAGGUGAAAGAGCAGGCGAAAAAGAAGCUGGAUCAGGACAUUCUGAAUUACCGAGACGAGGCAGAGAAGCAGCGCAAGACCAUUCUUCAGCUAGAAAAGGAACAGGAUCGUUACAUCAAAGAAGCUAAAGACCUCAAAAAGAAGGUCUUAUCACAUAUGGAGGAACUCAAAGUGAAAACGAUGAAGAUCUCUAAAUAUAAGAAGAAGGUCGCUGAGUUGGAGACAAACCUCAAGCAGCAGAAUAACCUGUACGAUGAGGUCAGGGUUGAACGCCACAAGUACAGGAAGAAUCUGCAAGAUGCUCAGCAUGAAAUCAUGGAUAUGAAGGACAAGAUGAAUUCCAUGAGCGAAGAGACUGGUCAGCUCACAGAGGAGAUCAAGAGGAAAGAGGCAGCACUGGUCAAAGAACAGCUUGAGUUUCAGCGAAUAGAGAAAGAACAGGAGGCUCUUAAGGCUGAGCUUCAGAAGAUGAAGCAGCAGGCUCAAGAGACCAAGGAGUAUAUGGACAAUCAAAAGGUAGAAGUGAAAAGGUUGCUGAAAGUCGUAGCUGAUGCUGAUGCAGAGACAGCGCUGCUGAAGAAAGAACUGGAUCAGGUAAUCAGCGAGCGGGAUAAUCUCGGGACUCAGCUGGUGCGGAGGAACGAUGAACUGUCAGUGCUUGAUGAGAAGAUCAAAAUCCAGCAGUCCAUCUUGAAAAAAGGCGAGAUCCAGUACAACCAGAGGGUGGAGGACAUGCGUGUGCUCAAGCUUGAGAUCAUUAAUCUGCGGAGGGAGAAGAGAGUCCUCAACAAAACUGCAUCCAAUGUGGAAAAACUCAAGCAGGAGGUGUCUUACACGCAAAAGGAGCUGCUUAAGGAGCAAGCAAGAUGUCAAAGCUUGCAAGAAGAGCUUGAAAAUCCCAUGAAUGUUCAUCGCUGGAGACGACUAGAGGCGAGUGACCCGGACACCUUUGAGCUGAUCCGGAGGAUUCACUGUCUUCAGUGGGACCUGAUAUCCAAAAGGAAGGAGGUAGAGCAGCAAGAUCGUCUACUCCUGGAGAAAGAGAAGCUGAUUGACAAACUGAAGGACACUUUAGCUCGUCAGCCCGGUCCAGAGGCAGCUGAAAAACUCCAGAUCUGCCAGCAAACACUGACAAAAAAGACCAAACAGUUCAUGUUGCUGUCAGCUGAGCUCAACAUGUACAAGUCUCAGGCACAGGAGUACAAGAAUGAGAUUGAUCGUCUGACCGGUGAGCUACCGGACGUGAAGAAGAAGAAUUUCAUGCAGAAACGCAAGGAACAGGCAAAAGUAAAGGAGUAUGACGGAGUUUUCUACACCCCGCAACAGUGCCUCAACGCAUCAAGGUUUAAAGGAGGAGGCUUCAACUUACAGCCGGGCAACAAAUUUGUCUGA
Hemibagrus wyckioides is the source of this 3225-nucleotide messenger RNA. RefSeq names its product cilia- and flagella-associated protein 58-like. The transcript has 19 exons. Gene Ontology annotation, cellular component: cytoskeleton. Lineage: Eukaryota; Metazoa; Chordata; Actinopteri; Siluriformes; Bagridae. Gene Ontology annotation, molecular function: 2-oxoglutarate-dependent dioxygenase activity; methyltransferase activity. The coding region runs from base 1 to 3225 and encodes 1074 amino acids. The record is from RefSeq and is a predicted model, not a curated record.